This is a messenger RNA of Thlaspi arvense, 1422 nucleotides long. The record is from the annotation of a GenBank genome assembly. NCBI's taxonomy places the organism in Eukaryota, Viridiplantae, Streptophyta, Magnoliopsida, Brassicales, Brassicaceae.
AAAUCACUCGUCGUCAUUUGCUUCAAAAUCUUGCUCAUGGCACCUCCUCGGGCUCCUCUAUCUCUCUUCUUAUUGUACAUGUGCUGCUCUGUUCUUCCUCUGGCGAGAUCAGGCGAUUCGGAAGCACUUCUAACUCUCAAGUCUUUAAUUGAUCGUUCGAGCAUACUACAAUGGCAAGGAAGCGACAUUUGCCGGUGGCAAGGGGUGAAGGAAUGCAAGAAUGGCAGGGUAACAAAACUCGUCCUCGAACACUUGAACUUGACCGGUGAACUGGAAGAGAAAAGCUUAAAUCACUUAGAUCAGCUCCGCGUUCUGAGUUUCAAAGGGAACUCCAUUGAUGGUCAAAUCCCAAACCUCUCCGGAUUGGUCAAUCUCAAAUCUCUCUUUCUCAACGACAACAACUUCUCUGGCAACUUCCCUACAUCCCUCUCGCUCCUUCAUCGGCUCAAAGUCGUCGUACUCUCCGGCAACCAAAUCUCCGUCCAAUCCCCGACUCUCUUCUCAAGCUCCGGCGACUCUAUGUUCUGUACUUGCAAGACAACCGCCUUAGUGGUCCAAUCCCUUCCCUCAACCAAACAAGCCUCCGAUUCCUCAAUAUCUCAAACAACCAACUAUCCGGUGAAAUCCCGCUCACCUCAGCUCUUGUUCGGUUUAAUGCAUCGAAACAUUGCCCUGUGCGGCGAGCAAAUUCAUAAGCAGUGUAAUGCGAGCCCUGGGUCAGCUCCUUCUAUGAGUCCGGGCGAUUCAACAGUGCCGUGGAAGAAGAAACCUGGCAACAACAAAAAUCGUAGGAAACUUGUAGCAAUAAUCGCAGGAAGCAUCGGAGGAUUUGUGUUAUUGUUGGUAUGUUUGAUUGUGUUAUGUUUGCUUGUGAGAAGAAGAAAGAGAAGUAACAGCAACACAAGAGAGGUGGGGAGCAAAGUGGGUGGCGGAGAAGGGGUGGAGGAAGGGGAGGGCAGCGGAGGCGGAGGAGGAGGAGGGGCAAAGCAAGGUGGAGGAUUUUCGUGGGAAGGAGAGGGGGUGGGGAGUUUGGUGUUUAUAGGGGCAGGGGAAGAGCAGAUGAAUUACAGCCUGGAGGAUCUGCUCAAAGCGUCGGCGGAGACGCUGGGGAGAGGAAGCAUGGGGAGCACGUACAAAGCGGUGAUGGAGACGGGGUUCAUCGUGACAGUGAAGAGGCUGAAGGAUGCCAGGUAUCCUCGGCUGGAGGAAUUCAGGAGGCACAUGGAGGUACUGGGCAGGCUCAGGCAUCCCAAUCUCGUCCCUCUCAGGGCUUAUUUCCAGGCUAAGGAGGAACGUCUUCUCGUAUACGAUUACUUCCCCAAUGGUAGCCUCUUCUCUCUGAUACACGGUACGUUUUCCCGUCUCUCCAUCUCCUUAUCCAUUCCUUCUCUCACUCUGUUUCGUCCUUUCAUUUCAGUGUGA